Messenger RNA from Thyridium curvatum, 285 nucleotides. RefSeq lists its product as uncharacterized. The transcript has 3 exons. The record is from RefSeq and is a predicted model, not a curated record. The coding region runs from base 1 to 285 and encodes 94 amino acids. NCBI's taxonomy places the organism in Eukaryota, Fungi, Ascomycota, Sordariomycetes, Thyridiales, Thyridiaceae.
AUGUCGACCAAGUACGCCUUCACCAAGUCUCUGAAGGAGGUCCGCUUCCUCUUCUGCCAGACCGGCGAGCACAGCGCUGCGACGAGGUCCUUCCUUACGCGCGCCUACCCCACGAUGAAGAAGUUCAACCCGACCACCCCCAUCAUGCUGCGCGAGGCCGCCGGUACCCUGCCCAAGGUGUACGCGAGGUAUGAGUUUGGUCGCGAGAAGAGCCAGUCAUUAGAAGGACUGUCGGAUAAGCAGAUCGAGGAGGCAGUAACGACUCUCGUCAAGAACGACGCAUAG